UCACCGGCGGCUGCUUUCACCUCGGAGCGAAAGGCGCCAAAACCGCCAACGGCAGCAGCGCGCGCGAGAGAGACAGAGCGAGAGACAGAGAGACGGGGGAGAGGGCGCGAGAGAGAGAGAGAGAAGCGGCGACACACAGAGGACUCGCUGACCGGGCGCCGUCGCCGGGAUCUCGGGCCGAGGAGCCGCGCCGAGCCCCGGGGAUCCGGCGCUGGAGGAGCAGGAGCAGGCCCCGCCUGGCCAGUAUAACUAUGACUGCCAAUAUGAAGCGGAGAUUUUAUACAGAGGAGCCCACGGGGAGCAUAAAGAGUUUCUUCACCAAUGUGGCAACCAGCAGCACUCCACCAAGGCGAACGUUACAAGUUAUUCAACCAAUUGCUACUUCAGACCAGCUUGUUGGGAGAGGAAAAGAGUUCUCCAAGCCAACUCCCAAAAGAAAACACUGGAGCAAUGAACAACCAAAAAGCCCCAAGAAGUCACGUAUAGAAAUUACUCAAGAACGGGCAGAGUGUGGUGGUGAAAAUGAGAAUUUAGAAAGUCAGGGGAUGACAAAAGAAGCCCAUGAACUUCUUGUUAAACCUAACCCAAGUUCCUUGUACUGGAAGGAGUUGGCAGAAGAGCGAAGAAAAGCCCUGUUCCAGGCUCUUCAAGAAAAUGAAAGGCUGCAUAAAGAAAUCGAACUUAAAGAUGAAGAAAUUUUACAGUUAAAGGAACAGAACCAUGAACUAAUAGAGUUGGCCGACCAUGUGAAAUACAUGGCUGAUCUAAUUGAGAGACUAUCUGGACAGAGCGCUGAUGAAUUCAACCCAGAGUCAGAUGAACGAGACGCCAAUGAACCUGAGGAUGUUGCACAGCCCGCUGACACUGAAUCUCACCACGAGUCCCUGGAUGAGAGUUCAGAGAUUCCAUCUUCGGACAAUGAGGAUGAUUAAAACUUUUCAUAUGCCAGACAAAAACCUGCCAACACCAAAGGGGAGGGAGACUUUUUAUCCCCUACUUAGUUUUUUGAAAAGCUGCUAUGAAGAAUGACUGACUGCUGGUUGUAUGAACUUCAUUGCAGUAUCUCUGUAUUACAAUGGUCUUGUGGAAUUUUAUUUCCAAGCCUUGAGUUAGUAGUUGUGAGUAUAAAAUAUUCUUCAUUUUGAUUAAAUCUCUUAAUGGGUAUCGCAUAAUACUCAAUGGAAGGAGUUACCAAAUCAAUGUGCUAGUCGGACCAUUUUUUAUUCGGUCACUUGGCAGUGAGCACAUUCCAGGAAAAGCCUAUCUGUCUGUAUAUUUAAAGUUUUAUGAUUUUAGUUAACAUUUCAGUAUGAUUUUGUGUAAUAAAUUACACGUUUUUGUAAGAUUUUUAACUUUGUGUUAUUAAAUGGUAUAAGAAUGCAGUACA
Molecule: messenger RNA, 1387 nt
Organism: Callorhinchus milii (elephant shark)
Lineage: Eukaryota; Metazoa; Chordata; Chondrichthyes; Chimaeriformes; Callorhinchidae
Gene: gmnn
Product: geminin DNA replication inhibitor
Exons: 7
Coding region: 252-932 (226 amino acids)
Biological process (GO): negative regulation of DNA replication; negative regulation of cell cycle
Cellular component (GO): nucleus
Source: RefSeq, a predicted model, not a curated record